This is a messenger RNA of Frieseomelitta varia, 1717 nucleotides long. RefSeq names its product G2/mitotic-specific cyclin-B. Gene Ontology annotation, cellular component: cyclin-dependent protein kinase holoenzyme complex; nucleus; cytoplasm. The transcript is spliced from 5 exons. The record is from RefSeq and is a predicted model, not a curated record. Bases 318 to 1544 code for a protein of 408 amino acids. Gene Ontology annotation, biological process: regulation of cyclin-dependent protein serine/threonine kinase activity; mitotic cell cycle phase transition. Gene Ontology annotation, molecular function: cyclin-dependent protein serine/threonine kinase regulator activity. NCBI's taxonomy places the organism in Eukaryota, Metazoa, Arthropoda, Insecta, Hymenoptera, Apidae.
CCGAUUUUGGCAAAUCUAACGAGCCAGAGAAAGCCGCCUGAAAUCUAUCAAUCUAAGAAAAAAUUGAAACGUAGUUACAAACGCGUUUGAAAUACGUGGCCAUUUGACCGGCCAAUAGGCGGUCGUGAUUUUCGCGGCAUUUCUUCCUCUGUGUACUAAUAUCCGCAGAAGGUCAACUUCCGUUCGAUCGACUAAACAAAUUCAAACCGACAGAGUCGUUACUGCGAGGCAAACGUUGUUUGGGAAACAGUGGAAGCAGCCUAGUCGGAAGACGAGCAUUUGGUAUUGCAUGUAAUUAUUUUCUGACUCGAUUAGCAAUGGCUUUAAGAAAUAGGACGGCGCUCACGAAUAUUGUAAAUCAAGAGAAUGUGAAGAAUGUUAAGUCUUCAGUGACCACGGUAGCUGGAAAAACAAGGAGAGCAGCUUUGGGUGAAAUAGGAAAUAAAGUGAAUACAUUAAGAGGUAUAGAGCCUGUUGAUAGAACCAGCUUGCUGACAAAGGAUAAGAAGAAGAUCACAGUUCAGAAACAAGCAAUCAAACCACCAGAGAAAUUGAAUGAGAAACCACCUGUGCAAAUAGUUAAACCUGUGGUAAAGGUUACAACUUCUCAAGAGAAUAAUGAGGUGUCAUUGCCUUCCAAAAAGGAGAUCCAAUCGUUCUCCUCGAAUUUACUAGAGAUUGAGGAUAUUGAUGAAGAGGAUAAGGAAAAUCCCAGUCUAGUUUCUAUUUACAGUAACAACAUUUAUGAAUACUUGAGAACUUUGGAAGGUAUGUACCCCAUCUCGAAAGGAUAUCUGAGUGGACAAGAAGUUACACCAAAAAUGAGGAGCGUACUUAUAGAUUGGUUAGUGGAUGUACACCAACAAUUUCAUUUAAUGCAGGAGACAUUAUACCUGACCGUUGCCACCAUUGAUAGAUUUCUACAGGCUUUCCGCUCAAUAGACAGGAAAAGAUUGCAAUUAGUUGGUGUGACUGCUAUGUUUAUUGCUAGCAAGUACGAAGAGAUGUAUUCUCCAGAUAUAAAUGAUUUUGUAUAUAUCACAGAUAAUGCUUACUCGAAGGUAGAGAUAUUACAAAUGGAAAUGCUUAUUGUGAAAACUUUAGAUUACUCUUUUGGUAGACCGUUACCUUUACAUUUCCUAAGGAGAUAUAGCAAAGCUGGAAAGGCUCUUCCAAUACAUCAUACAAUGGCUAAAUAUUUCCUUGAACAAAGCUUAGUCCAUUAUGAAAUGUGUCACUAUCCCCCGAGUCUUAUUGCAGCUGCAGCAAUAUAUUUAGCUUUCUUAAUUUAUAGUAAUGAUGACGAGGACGAGCAAAAGGUUGUCUGGACAAAUACCUUGGCACAUUACAGUACCUAUUCCAAGGACGACGUAUUCCCUGUGGUAAGGGAAACAGCAAGUAUUAUAAUUAAUGUGGAUAAGAUUAAGUAUCAAGCUGUAAGGAAGAAGUACGCUCAUGUGAAGUAUAUGAAGAUUAGUACUCGUCCCGAACUUAAAUCGGCAUUGUUGAAUACUAUAGCUACUGCAGAUAAGGAGGCAGUAUAAUAUUCAUUCUAAAAGGCAAGUACUGAGAUGUCCGAUUGUUCAAUAUUUCGUUGGACAAGAAUUGCAGUACAUAUAGGAUGAUGAUACAUUUUUAGAGGAAGACCAGACGAAUAAAGUAGCACGAGACUAUCAUCAUUUGUUGUCUUUUUUUUUUGCAUUACGAUGUUUCCAUU